AACUAGUUUGUGAAAAAGAGUUUCCUGUCAAUGUGAGAUACUUACAGGGGACCGUAGAGCUAAAUUAUCUUUGCUGCAAAGAACGUCUGGAUUGACCAAUAUCUUUGAAAGAGCACUAUGGAUUCCGAGGCCAAUAAAGAGGUUUCCUUGCGUCCGAAGCUGAACACGAAAUCCAGAGGAAGCAUUUUCAGUAUGAGCCGAAGAAGGAUUUCAUGUAAGGAUCUUGGAAAUGCUGACUGCCAAGGGUGGAUGUAUAAGAAAAAAGAAAAAUCCUUUCUGGUCAAUAAGUGGAAAAAAAUUUGGGCUGUGCUGAAGGGUUCCUGCCUUUAUUGGUACACAAAUCAAAUGGCCGAAAAAGCAGAAGGAUUUAUCAAUCUUCCGGACUUUAUUGUGAACCCAGCAAGUGAAUGCAAAAAAAAGAAUGCAAUAAAAAUCACCCACCCACAAAUCAAGACCUUUUAUUUUGCUGCUGAGAACAGAGAAGAAAUGAAUAAGUGGUUAAAUAAAUUGGGACUAGCUGUAAUUGCUCAGCCAGUGGAACAGAAAAAAGAAGAAGAUUGCUGGAGCGAAAGUGAACAAGAUGACCAAGACGCAACAGAGAUCUCAUCCUCCUCAUGUACUGCACAACACAAACCCACUGACUCAACUCUUCAAGACUCUUCCUACAUGUCAUCAGAUCUAAGCUUAGCCAUGAAUAAAAGUUCCCAUGUUAUUAAAUCUGUGUCGUCAACAACGGAACAUGAAAAACAAUGUGAUCUUCAUACCGUAGCAAAUUUAUCGGGACCAGAAAUAGAAAGAGUAAUUUUACUGCAAGAGAAAAAAGAAGUGAAUUCCAUUGAUGGAACUUUGAGUUGUAUAAACAGUAAAGAUGACACUUCAGAGAACUACAGUGUAAGUGGAUCAGUGCAAAGAACAUUUAAAGAUAAUGAUGAUGAAAUGGAAAGACUUUAUAAAUCUUUAGAGCAAGCAAGCCUGUCCCCCAUUGGAGACCGACGGCCAUCAUCUAAGAAAGAACUAAGAAAGUCAUUUAUAAAACGUUGUAAAAACCCGUCAAUCAAUGAGAAACUUCAUAAGAUCAGGACAUUGAAUAGCACACUAAAAUGCAAAGAACACGAUUUGGCUUUAAUCAACCAGCUCCUGGAAGGUGGUGAAUUAACGGCGGUAAAGUAUAGAGAAUGGAAGGAUACCAAUACAUUGAUGUUCCUGGGUAUUUAUUCACCAGCUUGUGAUAAAGACUAUACUGAUGUUACCAGAGAAGAUCCAAAUAUAUCAAUAGCAUUUGGUGUGCAACAUGAAUCAUAA
This is a messenger RNA of Spea bombifrons (plains spadefoot toad), 1302 nucleotides long. It is a transcript of the gene IPCEF1, whose product is annotated as interaction protein for cytohesin exchange factors 1. The coding region runs from base 118 to 1302 and encodes 394 amino acids. The record is from RefSeq and is a predicted model, not a curated record. The transcript is spliced from 11 exons. NCBI's taxonomy places the organism in Eukaryota, Metazoa, Chordata, Amphibia, Anura, Pelobatidae.